Messenger RNA from Trichosurus vulpecula (common brushtail), 1926 nucleotides. Its product is annotated as solute carrier family 5 member 4-like. The coding region runs from base 1 to 1926 and encodes 641 amino acids. Gene Ontology annotation, molecular function: D-glucose:sodium symporter activity. The record is from RefSeq and is a predicted model, not a curated record. The transcript has 16 exons. Gene Ontology annotation, cellular component: plasma membrane. NCBI's taxonomy places the organism in Eukaryota, Metazoa, Chordata, Mammalia, Diprotodontia, Phalangeridae. Gene Ontology annotation, biological process: sodium ion transport; transmembrane transport.
AUGGACGCCACUGUGAGCCCCAGUGUUUCGGCGGGAACCCCCGCACGACCCCACUCGUCAGGCAGCACCAACAAUGCUGCGGACAUCUCAGUCAUUGUCAUCUACUUCGCGGUGGUCCUGGCUGUGGGGUUGUGGAUACUUCUUAAGACCAAUCGAGGGACAGUGGGAGGCUUCUUCCUGGCUGGCAGGGACGUGGUGUGGUGGCCAAUCAGUGCCUCUCUCUUUGCCAGCAACGUUGGCAGUACCAAUUUUGUGGGCCAGGCUGGGACUGGCGCAGCUUCAGGAAUUGGUGUUUCCGUCAUUGAGACAAAUGCAGUGCUAUUGCUGCUGCUCCUAGGCUGGAUCUUUGUCCCCAUUUACAUCAAGGCUGGGGUGGUGACCAUGCCUGAGUACCUGAUGAAGAGGUUUGGAGGGAAGAGGAUUCAAAUCUUCUUCUCUGUCCUUUCCCUGUUCUCAUGUAUAGUCACAAAAAUCUCGAGGAACAUGUUUUCGGGAGCCAUAUUCAUCAAUGUGGCCCUUGGGUUGGAUCUUUAUGUAGCCAUCUUCAUCCUAUUGGUCAUCACAGGGAUCUUCACUAUUGCAGGUGGCUUGGCCUCUGUGAUUUACACUGAUGUCCUGCAGACAAUCAUUAUGCUGGUCGGUGCUUUCAUCCUUACUGGCUUUGCUUUUGCAGAAGUAGGAGGGUAUGAGGCCUUCACUGAGAAGUACAUGAAAGCCAUCCCAUCUGUCAUCACAGAAAACAACGUAACUCUGAACCCAGAAUGCUACACACCCAAAGCAGACUCCUUCCACCUCUUCCAGGAUCCCAUCACUGGUGAACUACCAUGGCCAGGAGUCCUCAUUGGAAUGAACCUUGUUUCUGUUUGGUACUGGUGUGCAGACCAGGUGAUUGUGCAGCGGUGCCUCUCAGGGAGGAACAUGUCCCAUGUGAAGGCUGGCUGCAUCUUGUGCAGCUACCUGAAAAUGCUUCCUCUCUUCCUCAUUGUGAUGCCUGGUAUGAUCAGCCGCAUUCUGUUCCCAGAUGAAAUCACCUGUGUUGUACCUUCAGAGUGUGAGCAACAUUGUGGCACCAGCGCAGGCUGCACCAACAUAGCCUACCCAAAGCUGGUGGUGGAGCUCAUGCCCAAUAGACUUCGGGGACUGAUGUUGUCUGCCAUGUUGGCGUCACUCAUGAGCUCCCUCACCUCCGUCUUCAAUAGUGCCAGCACCCUGUUCACCAUCGACAUCUAUACCAAAAUCCGAAAGCAAGCAUCAGAGAGAGAGCUCCUGCUAGCAGGAAGGUUGUUCAUCAUCGUCCUGAUAGCCCUCAGUGUUGCUUGGAUCCCAGUAGUCCAGGCAGGUCAAAAUGGUGAACUUGUCCAUUACUUUUCAUCGAUAUUAAGCUACAUUGGGUCCCCUGUUGCAGCUGUCUUCCUGCUUGCCAUCUUCUGCAAGAGAGGUAAUGAGCAGGGGGAUUUCUGGGCAAUGAUAUUUGGACUUGUGAUUGGCCUAAUUCAUAUGAUUUCUGAGUUUGCCUACGGGACAGGCACCUGCAUGGUCCCCAGCCAGUGUCCCAACAUCAUCUGUGGAUGGCAUUACACCUAUUUUGCCAUUGUCCUCUUCACGUUGACAGUCUUGGUUGCACUUGGUAUUUCUCUGUUGACAAAACCUAUUCCUGACAUACAUCUGUACCGCCUUUGCUGGGCUCUCCGCAAUAGCCAGGAAGAACGCAUAGACCUGAAUCCUGAGCAGUAUGGACAGGAGGAAGCUGGAGACCAGGGAGAAGAAGAUGACCCAGAGGAAUCCCAAGGGUGCUGCAAGAGGGCCUGGAAUGCAUUCUGUGGGCUGCAGACAAAGACAGGCCCCAAGCUGACUGAGGAGGAGAAGGCUGCUCUGCAGAAGAAACUGAGAGACACCUCCGAAAACCCUUGUGGAGGAACGUGGUGA